AAUGUUCGGUGAAACCGCAGUUCAAUUGAUCGAUACAGCAAAGCGUACAAGAAAAAUUCAAAAUGUUUCGCUUUAUGAAGGAGAUAAAGUUCGUGAAAUUCUUGAUGAAACAAGCAUUUUACAAGAUCACAUUGAAGCUUUAAACAAUCGAAGUCUCGACGACCUAAAUAAUCCUGACGAUGAAACAAAGUUGUUAAUUCAACUCGUUCAAAAUCACAAUUUAAAAGUUUUAAAACUUUAUCAUUCCCAAAGAUCCGAAAAAAUCAAAUUUUUUGCAAUUCAAGAAUUACCACUGUCUCAAGAAACGAGAUUAAAAUUAUCUGAAAGAGAAAGAAUUUUCCAUUCAAAAUAUAGCGAUUUGUUGAGAAAAUAUAAAUGUGAAUAUCCACCCUCGCUUAAUUUGUCUGCUACUCUA
Racocetra persica is the source of this 415-nucleotide messenger RNA. The record is from the annotation of a GenBank genome assembly. Lineage: Eukaryota; Fungi; Glomeromycota; Glomeromycetes; Diversisporales; Gigasporaceae.